Rhizophagus irregularis DAOM 181602=DAOM 197198 is the source of this 1976-nucleotide messenger RNA. RefSeq lists its product as uncharacterized. Gene Ontology annotation, molecular function: UDP-glycosyltransferase activity. NCBI's taxonomy places the organism in Eukaryota, Fungi, Glomeromycota, Glomeromycetes, Glomerales, Glomeraceae. The record is from RefSeq and is a predicted model, not a curated record.
AAAAUUAAUAUUUAUAUGAGAUCAAAAAUUAGAAAUAUUGCAAUUAUUCCUCUUCCUACAGUUAAAAAAAGCUUAUUAUUAUAUUCAAACUAAAUAUCAAUCAAAUAAAUCAAAUAACAAUCAAAAUGAUUAAAAGAAACCCUAUUUUAUUAUUAUUGAUGCUCUCAUUAAAUCUCGUCUUUCACGUCAAUGUUAAUACUGCGACGACACAAAGUUAUAUUCCUAGAAAAGUUGAUUUUGAUCGCUCGGGAAUACCUAAAAAUAUUUUACUUGGCUCUUAUAUUGGCGGAAGAAGUCAUGUAAAACCAAUGUUAGAUGUUGCUGCUAUAUUAAUUGAGAGAGGUUACAAUGUAACAUUAUUGUCAGCGGGAAGAUAUGAACCAUCAUCAGAGUACCCAGGUCUAAAUCAAAUUACAUUAGGACCUCCAAUGCGUAUCAAAGAUUUGAAAAAUGUAAAUAUCCAUGAAGAUUCUGGUUUUAGAGGGCUGUCACAGGUUACGGAAAUGAGCAUAAACGACUACGGCAAAACUUAUGAAAAAUAUAAGAAAGUUGCAAUAGAAUAUAAUAUUGAUUUGUUCUUUUGUGACGUUUUGGUAAAUGAUGCUUGUAUGGAUAUUGCCAAUAAUUUAAAGAAACCUGUUAUUGCUUGGUCUUCGUUUCUUCAAUUUAUGGAACCCGUACCAUAUAAAAAUGAUCCGAUGUUCGGCUGUAACAUCUCAUUAGAAAAUGAAUCAUUUUUUGAGAGGUUUAGAUGUGCUUUAAUACAACCUUUACAAAUAGCUUAUACGAUGGCGCCUCUUGCGCGUCAAUUAAAUGACGCAAGAAAACAAAUGAAUAUAAAACCGGUAUCGGGAAAAAUGCCAAAAGUAUCAUUAGCUUUAGUUGAUACUUUCUUCGGUUUUGAGUUACCGCAACACUUAGCACCAAAUGUUCAGGAAAUUGGACCAGUAUUAUCAAAAGAAUAUCCUCCACUUACACCAGAACUCUCUAACUUUAUGAAUGCACACGAACGAGUUUUAUAUGUUGCUUUUGGUACACGUUUCUUUACAACAACUGAGAAUAACAACAAAAUUUUACAAUCACUUGUUGAAGCAAUCAACAAAAAAAUAAUUGACGGUGUAGUUUGGCCAUUAGUUGAGACAUCAAAAGAUAAUUUUUAUCCAACAUUAAACUUAACUGAUGGUACACAAGUUCAAACUUUACCAAUCUUAAAUAAUGAACAUCCACAUAUUCAUAUUGCAAAUUUUGCACCACAAUUCUCUGUACUUAAUCACACCAAUACGAAAUUAUUUUUUAGUCAUGGGGGCGCAGGAAGCGUUCAUGAAUCUCUUUAUACUGGUACUCCUAUGUUAAUACUACCUUUUGGUGCCGAUCAAAUAGGCAAUUCUCAUAAAUUAAAAUCAAUUGGUGUAGCAUUAACGUUAAAUAAACUUACUUUGGAUGUUAAUGAUAUUUUAAAUAAAAUUAGUAAAUUAAUAGAAGAUGAGAAGAUAAAGAAAAAUUUAAAGAGAAUGGAAGUUUUAGCCAAAAUCAACAGUAAAAGAAAAUAUAGAGCUGCUGAUUUAAUAGAAUAUAUUUUACAAAACAGUGGUCUAGAAGAAUAUAUUAAUGAUGACUUCUUAAAAGAAUGGGAACCUGCUGGGUCUAGAAUGGGAUUUAUCAAAGCAAAUAAUUUUGACGUUUAUGGGGUUAUAUUAGGUGUCGUUCUUACACUUUUCGGAGGAAUUGCAUUUAAAUUAUUCAAAUUGAUUUCAAAUUCUUCGUCCAUUAAAAUAAAAUCAAAAAAAGCAUAGACAUUUUAUUUUUGUUUUAAAUAGAAAUAUUAUCAUUAUAGAACUAGGUAAAUUGACUUUACUAUGUUAUGAAUACGUCACAAUAAUUUUUUUUUAAUAAUAUCAAUUACAAUUUCAAAUUUCUACAAUUAUUUUUAUUAUGUUAAAAAUUUUUUUGAUUAUAAACAUUCAUAUUACACUUAA